GAGGAUAAGAAGAUACGCUAUCGAUUCAGUUUCAGUUCAGUGUCGCACAUUACACUGAUUAUGAAAUAUUGUCUGAUAAAGGAUUAACAGCUGAUUCAUAGAAUAAAUUUGUCCUCUGAUAUAUUAUCUUUCAUCAUAACGUAACCUUUGAGUAUCCAACCACUACAUCUGCCGUUAUUCCAUUUUUUCUAUUAUCAGUAUUAGUCGAAUAGAAGUGAUGGUUGCUCGUCGGACAUGACAAGUUAGCCUUCGUGGCUUUCCUGUUUGAUAAACUGUCAUGUAGAAAUGCUCCGAUUAUCACCACACUGUUAGAUACUUUAAUUGUGCAGUACAAAUGCAGUCAACAGCGUGCAAAUAAUAGUUGUGUGCAUUAUGUGAUAAAUAAUUGAAUUAUACAGUUUUAAGUUCAUGUUUUGUGAUUGUAAACAUUAACCCAUACUCGUAUCCAGGUAUCAGCAGGUCUUCCGUAAUGACUGCUUAUAACAGAGGUGCACCAGGUAUAUCAGGAAAUGCCUUUGAUUGUUGGGUUCAGAAGUCUAAUCUGCAUGAUGAUUCUGCUAUAACAAAAAUGCAACAUCAAUUCUGGGUGACAAAGCAGGUUUUGUCUCGGAGAUUAGGGAAAAAAGAGGACGAAUGUAUAAUUGCUUCAGAUGCUGAACUGGACGCAAAGCUAGAAUUGUUUCGCAGUAUCCAAGAAUCUUGUUCUUACUUACAAAGGGUUAUUGACAGAUACCAAGAAAGAUUAUGUAAUUUAGCUCAGGAGGAAAAUGCAAUGGGACGUUUCUUGAAAGAUGCUGGGAAACAAGAUAAAACUCGUGCUGGUAAAAUGAUGUCAGCAGUUGGAAAAUCUUUAUCUUAUUCAGGUCAACAAAGGCUUGCAUUGAGAGCUCCUUUGGGUCGAUUGUAUCAAGAAGUAGAAACAUUUAGGCAAAGAGCUAUUGAAGAUACAUUACAAAAUGUGCAAGCGAUGGAAAAAGCUCGCACAGAAUAUCGCGCUGCUUUGUCAUGGAUGAAAAAUAUUUCUCAAGAUUUAGAUCCAGAUACGUCCAAACAAGUAGAGAGAUUUAAAAAAGUUCAAGCACGUGUGAAACAGGGCAAAAUAAUUUUUGACAAUCUGGCUCUUGACUGUCUUCAGAAGGUUGAUUUAUUAGCUGCAGCAAGAUGUAAUAUGUUCAGUCAUGCCUUAGUUUUAUACCAAACCACACUCCUGAAUUUUACAAAGAAAUCUGCACAAGCAUAUUCUACGAUAGCAAACAGCUUCAAAGGCUAUCAACAUUUUGAUUUCACAGUUGUACGAGAACUGGCUGAAACUUCUAGUAAAUUGGCACAAGAAACAGGUGGUGAUGAUGAUCCAGAAAAGGAUAAAUUACCAUUUUUCGAUAUGGAUUAUCAUGAUGAUAUUGAAGAGGCACAAGAAGCUACUACAAAUUCAGAAAGUACAUCAGAGAAAACUAAGCAAAGUGAGAAGCUCUUGGAUAUAGAAAAUGAGUCAAAGGAUAUAUUAAUACAGUUAGAUACAACUACAAAUUCUUCGAGGAAUGGAAUUGUGCAUAAUACUAAUGAUACGGAAAAUGAUAAAGGUCUUGAAGAAUUCUUUGGAAAUCUAAUAUUAGAAAAAGGAGUUUCUAAUAAUACUGAACAAUCGGUUACAAAAUCCGAGGAAAAUACUCAUUCCAUGUUUAAGAAAAAUUCCGAAGAGCAGAAGAUAGCAAUGGAUAUAUUUGAAGAAUGCAGUAUGGAGUUUAAUUUAGCUGAUUUACCAUUAUUGUCAUCAGAAGCUCAACAGCAGCAAUCAUUAAAUUUAUUAGCUUCUGAAAGUGCAGCACUAUUUGAUGAAAUUUUGAAUGAUAAGCAACAAUGCACAAACAAUGAUUGGGAAGGCAUAUCGAAUGAUACUUUUCUACCACCAAACAUUCUGAAACAGAGUUUAGGAGAUGCAGCGCUAGGUAUGGGACAGAGAAGUACCACAACUAAUAACAUGGAUGACAAAAAAAAGAACAAGACUGGAAAGCAAAAAGGUAACUCGUGGUUGGACUUAUUUGCAGAAUUGGAUCCAUUGGCUAAUCCAAUGGAGAAUCUUUCUGGUGAUAGUAAUGCUUCUGCUUAAUUCAUAAUGCAUUUUAACAGUAAUAUUCCUGCUACUCUGGUUACUUGAUAUUUUUAACAAUAAGGAAAUCUGAUCAAGUUAUCAUUUGUUGUUAAUGAAUAUUAUAAUGCAGUGAAUGCAUAAUUUAAUGUUUUCACUUGUACAAGUUUGUAUCAGUAUUUACCAGUUUGUAAACUUUUAAAUUUAACAUUCCAAAUUUCUUUUUAA
Molecule: messenger RNA, 2314 nt
Organism: Camponotus floridanus (Florida carpenter ant)
Lineage: Eukaryota; Metazoa; Arthropoda; Insecta; Hymenoptera; Formicidae
Gene: ICA69
Product: islet cell autoantigen 1
Exons: 6
Coding region: 470-2107 (545 amino acids)
Biological process (GO): regulation of transport
Cellular component (GO): Golgi apparatus
Molecular function (GO): protein domain specific binding
Source: RefSeq, a predicted model, not a curated record